Molecule: messenger RNA, 895 nt
Organism: Amphimedon queenslandica
Lineage: Eukaryota; Metazoa; Porifera; Demospongiae; Haplosclerida; Niphatidae
Exons: 2
Coding region: 135-722 (195 amino acids)
Molecular function (GO): zinc ion binding; hydrolase activity
Source: RefSeq, a predicted model, not a curated record
ACUGAUUGUAUCUAUACACUGAUUGUAUCUAUACACUGAUUGUAUCUAUACACUGAUGAUUAUACAGAAUAAGAGGGUGGGACAGUUAGUUUAGACAGCUACAGAGGGGAAGUCCGGGAAGAUUGAAAAGGAAGAUGGCUACCAUAAGUGAUGAAGAACAAGUAACAAUAGGAGGAAUAGUAAUACUGAUAGUCUGUAGCUGUCUUGUUAUCUAUUGGAUCUUCUUUCAAAAAAGAAAUAAAAGAAUCAAAAGAGAGGAUAGAGUGUCCAUGGGAAGGGUUGAUGAAGCAUAUAGACCAAGACCAGUAGCUACUGGUAGCCAUUGUUCACUGGAUGAAGCAGCUCAUUAUGCUUUCACUAACAGUGGGACACUACUGUAUGCUAGGGGAACUAUAUACUGGAGUGAAGAAUAUAAACAUGCUGAGGAAGUAUUCAUUAGGAAGACAAGAGAUGAAGAUAUUAGCAAUAUAGGCACUAUCUGGAUCAAGAACUCACCCUGUAGCAAGUGUGCUGCUAAACUUAUUGAAUACUUUAAUCUUGUGCCUAAUAAACCAACUGUGUACAUUGGGAAGAUAUGGAGAGGAGAGUAUGGUGAUGAAGAGUCUAAUAAAGAAGGAUUGAAGAAGAUGAAAAGAAAAGGGUUUAAGCUGCUAGUAUGGGAGGAUGAUAAAAAUGAAGACGAAGAAGAAACAAGAGAAUACUUGAGGAACAUUGACAUGUAAUAGACCAGUUACUUUAUUAUUAUAGUAUACAUUGUACAUGUAACAUUAGUUCAAGGGUAAAACGUUAGUCUUUAUUAUUUUAGUUUUCCACUUAACUAGCCUAGACUACCACUUACAGAAAGUGGUUAAUCAAUGAACUCAUAUUUUACAUUAUGUAAUGAUAUUUACAUGUA